Molecule: messenger RNA, 4977 nt
Organism: Mus musculus (house mouse)
Lineage: Eukaryota; Metazoa; Chordata; Mammalia; Rodentia; Muridae
Gene: Slc38a11
Product: solute carrier family 38, member 11
Exons: 6
Coding region: 1193-1870 (225 amino acids)
Biological process (GO): L-alpha-amino acid transmembrane transport
Cellular component (GO): membrane
Source: RefSeq, a predicted model, not a curated record
GUGGCAAUAGAAGUGUGCCAUGCUCGUGGAUGCUUAUUUGCCUUUGAACACUUAAGAAAGGAUAUUAAUCCAAUAUUAAUAAACAGUACUGAUAAAACGGACUAUAUAUUGAAUAGAUACUGCCUUACAGUUCCUUGCUCAGAAGAUUUACACGCCUUAUCUCAUUUAAUCUGUGCAAUAGCUCAGGGAAUUAGAUAAGAUGGUUACACCCAUUUCACAAAUGCAGAAAUUGAAACAGGGAUCGAUUAACUUGGCUAACGGCAUGCUUUAGCCAAUAAGUAGAAGAGGCCAGAGGAACAGACUCCAGGCCUGUACUAUCCAUUAUUACCAGAGGUAGAGGGAAAGGUAUGUAUUAGGUAGGCCAAUCCGUGCUGAUUCUGGGUGUUUUAAUUCCACUGGGAUUUAUGCUGCUUGAGAAUGUAAAUGGACAUGAUGAAGCUACACUUUUAAUCCCAGAGCUAUAAUAAAGGCUGAGGCAGGGAGAUCACAUGUUUGAGGCCAGCCUGGAACUCUGUCUCAAAACCAAAUAACUGAGUAAAAUAUAAGUUUUAAAAGCAUGUAUGAUCAAAAUUCCUCUUGAGAAGUCUACCAACAGGUAGACUCUUGAGGCCAAUGCACGAAAAGAUUUUGUACGAAACACACCAGGAAGCAAAGCAAAUCAGACCAUGAAGCAGAGACUACCCAGAUGUUAAACAAAAAUAAUUGUUUUGGUUUUGGUUUUGGUUUGAGACAGAGUGUGUGGCCCUGGCUGAGCUGGAACUCAACGUGUAUGUCAAGCUAGCCUUGACUUCAUAGAGAUCCACCUGCCUCUGCCCAGUAGGGGCUAAGGUUACACUAUGUCUGGUGUAAACAAUGAUAAUUCUUAAAUGUCUCUGCAAGAAACAAAUGAAACAGCACAGUAUAUUUCCCCAGAAAUAGACAGUACACCGUCAGUCAGCAUCAGCUCACAUGUACCCUCUGCACUCCACCUCUCUCAGGCGGAUCGAACUGGAAAAGCUGAAGAGGUGAAUGGAGAGGAGUUAUAGGAUACUGGCAAUUGUCUAUCUCCCGUAGGAUCUUGUGUGAUGACUCCAUACUAACUUUUGUUGUUAUAUUGAUCGAGCAAAUCGAUUUCCCCAAGUCACGCAGUCAACCAAAGACAGACAAUGCUUGGGUGUUUGCAAAGCCCAAUGCCAUCCAGGCUAUUGGGGUGAUGUCUUUUGCGUUCAUUUGCCACCAUAACUGCUUCCUAGUCUAUGGUUCUCUCGAAGAGCCCACAGUAGCGAAGUGGCGCCGGAUUAUCCACACAUCCAUCUUGGUUUCUGUAUUCAUCUGUGUGCUCUUUGCAACGUGCGGGUACUUCACUUUUACUGGCUUCACUCAAGGAGACUUGUUUGAAAAUUACUGCAGAAGUGAUGACCUGGUGACCUUUGGGAGGUUUUGUUAUGGUAUCACUGUCAUUUUGACUUACCCGAUUGAAUGCUUUGUGACCAGAGAGGUAAUUGCCAAUGUGUUUUUUGGUGGGACUCUUUCAUCAGUGUUCCACACCGUCUUAGCAGUGCUUAUCGUUACUGCAGCCACACUGGUAUCAUUGAUGAUUGAGUGCCUUGGAAUAGUUUUAGAACUCAAUGGUGUGCUCUGCGCGGCUCCUUUGAUUUUUAUCAUCCCCUCAGCUUGCUAUCUGAAAUUAUCCGAAGAACCAAGGACACAUUCCGAUAAGAUAAUGGCCUGUGUCAUGUUUCCCGUCGGGGCGGUGGUGAUGGUGGUAGGCUUCGUCAUGGCUAUCACAAAUCCUCAGGACUGCACCCACGGGCAGGAAAUGUUCUACUGCUUUCCUGAAAAUGUCUCCUUCACAAACACCUCCUGGUCUCAUCUUCAACUGACAACAUAACUUUCAAUUCGGAACCUCGGCAUCUUUCAGCGAGCUGGCUGCUUUAAACAACAUGCACCUGUGGUUGUCUCUUUGUCACAAGAUUAGCACUGAUGAGCAUGGAGACUUGCUUGUCCUUAGUCUUUAUGCCAAUAUGGAAAAAAUUUUUAAAAAGUUGAAUAUAUAUUUUAUCUUAAACUAGGGCAGAUAUCUUAUUGUGACUGUCCUAAUCUAAUUAAGAAGGACCAGUGAAGGCCUAAGUUCCUAAGUACCCAAGUACCUAAGAAACUAAGUACCUGCUUUCAGCCAUACAAUUUAUUAUUAUUAUUAUUAUUAUUAUUAUUAUUAUUAUUAUUAUUAUAUUAUUAUCUUGUAUCUCAACAACUGUAUUGUGCUCCCAAAUAAGUAGGUAACUAGAGGUUAGAGCUGAGGGUGAGCUUCUUCAGGAAAAACAAAAGGUUUAAUGGGUAUAUAGGAUGAAGGGAGAGGGAAAUGCAACUCUUAGAUAGGAGAGCUACCCCAGCAGCAAAGAGAAGGCCUCUACUGUAACUUAGGGAAUAGCCUUUGUUUAGGGGCAACUGGGUCUCUGGAUGAAGAAGCAACACCAUCCCCAGUUAUGAAGCUCAAAAAUUAACGUGGAUGAGCAUAGAAAGCUCUGUAUGGGAUAUCAAGAUUAUCUCUAGGCUUUGCAGUUGUGGGAAUUUGAGGAAUGAGCUAUUUGAAACAGAAAUACACUCUUGCCCUAAUGCCUUAGCCUGACAUCAGUUGUGUUUCUAAUGCAGACUUGCUGAGACUAUAGCAUGCCAGGAGCUGAACCUAGAGACUAAACGCUUACCUUGAAUCUGGGAUUCCCAACUGAACAGACAAUGCUCAGUGUCUGGGGCCUUCUGGGAACAGUAGGGACUGCUUGUGGACUAGGGUGUUUUGUUUGCUUGCUUGCUUGCUUUGUUUGUUUAGGGAAUGUUUGGUUGGUUUUUUGUUUGUUUGUUUUUGGUUUUGUUUUUUGUUUUUUUGUUUUGAGACAGGUUCUCACUAUGCAAUCCUGGCUGGCCUGGAACUAACUAUGUAGACCAGGCUAGCUUUGAACUCAUGGAGAUCUGCCUGUCUCUUCCUCCUGAGAGUGCUGGGAUUAAAGGCAUGAGAACACCAUGGGCAAUGACUAGGUAGCAGGUGCUAACUUGGAGGUUGCCAUAUAGGGUAUUUACUGGGAAUCCUAAGGAGCAGCAGAGAGGGAAGGUAUCAGAACUGAAGAUGAGAAGUGGAACUCUAAUACUGAUGGGGCUCCUGCCACAGGGCUGGCCCUGUUCUGAGGACCUAGCAAAAGUUCCUGCUGCUGUCUCCCUUCAUGAGUGCCUGAAUAUGGCUGCUAGAGAAUAGGGCCCUGGGUCAGACUGCCAUUUGCAGCUGAGCAAACUGUAAAGAGGUAAGAGCCAGGGGCUAGAGACACCUGGGAGAAAUAGCUGUGCCUACUACAGGCAGCCUCCGUUCUGAGUAAGGAUUUCAUGUCUUCAAAUAUUUCAAAAUCUAUAACAGGUAGAAGAAAAUCAGAAUCAGCUCAAUGGUUUCCUUAUAUCAAGUACCACCAAGAUGGUAAUUUUUACCUUUUCAUCUGUCUUUCCAUCAGUUUGGGCCAUCCUGAUGCUAAUUAUGAGAUAAUGUUAAAAGCAUAGUUAAUAUAGACAUAUUUUUAAAAUAUACAGGCCAUAUAUCCCCCAGGAUCUAUAUAAAACUGUUUCACAUUCGUUUCAAUCAAGUGAUGAGUGUUAAGUCAUCAAACAACACAGUAGGCCUAACAAUGGUUCCCAACCUUCCAAGUGCUGUGACUCUUUAACACAGUUCCUCAUGCCAUGGUAACCCUCAACCAUAAAAUUAUUUUCAUUGCUACUUCAUAACUAUAAUUUUGAUAUUGUUACUAACUGUAGUGUAAAUACCCGAUAUGCAGGAUAUCAGAUAUAUAACAUUUGUGGAAAGGUUGUUCACUCCACGCAGGGGUGGAGAUCCACAGGUUCAGAACCUCUGGCCUAAAAAAAGGUAGAUGAGCUGGGUUUGGUAGUGCAUGCCUUUAAUCCCAGCACUUGGGAGGCAGAGGCAGGCGGAUUUCUGAGUUCGAGGCCAGCCUGGUCUACAGAGUGAGUUCCAGGACAACCAGGGCUACACAGAGAAACCCUGUCUUGAAAAACCAAAAAAAAAAAAAAAAAAAAAAAAAAAAAAAAAGGUAGAUGGAUGGCUCAGCAUUAAGAGCAUUCACUGCUAUUUCAGAGAACCAGAGUCAAUUCCCAGUACCUACCUACAUCAGGCUUCUAAUACUUGUCUGUAACUAUAGUUCUAGGAGAUUUAGAACCUCGAGCCUCCUUGAACAUUUAUGCUGAUAUGCAUAUACCAAAAUAUAUACACAAUUAAAUAAAAUACAAAUAAAUCCUAAGUAAAGAAAGAUCCAAAGAAGCCCCAGGAGUAUACAUUAACAGGUCCAGGGACUGGAGGUGGGUUUUGUUUCAGUAGAGCAUCAUCCAUGCCACUGAGGUAAUACAAGCUCUGUUGACUGUAUGCUCUUCCAAUAUUUAAUUUAUAAAUUUUUUAUCAUCCCAUCAAGGCUCAUACAUCUAAGCCAUUAUGCCCUUUAAAAGUAAGUACAUGCUUUUAGAAUGGUGCAUAUUGAAACAGUUAUGAGAAUACUUUCAUCCCAUGCUAAUGAAAUGUCAAAGAUGUUUGCAGCAGGUUAUGUAUAGAUCACUGAAGACUGAGGAGUGCUGGCCCACCACUCACUUAUUAGAAAGUGUCAGCAGAGGUGGAGAGAGACCUAAGUGUAAGCCGAGGGCAUCAAGGACAAUGCAAUUUAAUACUUAGCAAUCUAUCAUCUUUUACUUUGGGUAUUGCUUCAGACUUGUUAAUAUUGAACCUGCAGCUAGAUGAAAAAUCCCCUGGAAGGACCCAAAUGUGUCUUUAAUAUCCAAUAGAUAUGUGUUUGCUUGUUAUUAAACAAAUGGAAAACAAAACCACCUUUGACCCAGUUAUCAGGAGCAUUAUUGCCAACAUCUUUCACAUUGUGACAGGAUGAAGUUUAGGGACUCAGUGUUGUUUUGUAGAAAUGCAGAAUAACAGUGUGGCCAAAUAAAGCCUAACCUUCCAUC